Messenger RNA from Saccostrea echinata, 2976 nucleotides. Its product is annotated as extracellular tyrosine-protein kinase PKDCC-like. The record is from RefSeq and is a predicted model, not a curated record. Gene Ontology annotation, biological process: protein phosphorylation. Bases 534 to 1919 code for a protein of 461 amino acids. Lineage: Eukaryota; Metazoa; Mollusca; Bivalvia; Ostreida; Ostreidae. Gene Ontology annotation, molecular function: non-membrane spanning protein tyrosine kinase activity; ATP binding. The transcript has 8 exons.
AGGUCUAAUACCUUUCCUUUUCGUUACUUCUCUCUAUCCCUGACAUAACUUUGGCAGAAGAAUUGCAACAAGCCGAAAGACAUGCUGCUUGUGACCACUCUCUAUUAUUGGAUGCAAGGAAAUCAUUAAUAUUGUGUAAGCUGAGACACGAUGUUGGAAGUUUGCUGGCCUCCUUAUAGCACGGGUCUGUUGGUAGAACAGAGGAAUGUGGGCUGGUAGCUUGACAGUGUCACCGAUUGCAGGCAGAUAAAUUUAUCAGUCUUACCGCCAGAAGUUAAGACGCACAUGGUGUUUUGUAAUCAUAGGUGCCAGGAUUUUUUCGAUUCCCGUUUCCAGACGGACAUAUAAUGUGCACUGAAAAUACAAUGAAAAGUAUAUGGUCAAAGAAAAUUGUGUAGAGAUUUACUUUUUUCCAAAUGCAAUGGAUUAGCAAACAAGAUGCCUAAAAAGAAAUCAAAAAGUUCGAGGGAGUCCUUCUUUGAGACUGUAUGGGGACUUUCCAGACACGAUCUUUUCCCUGGGUCUUAGUCUGAAUGAUGUUAAAAGUAUUUUUACGCCGGAUUUCGCUAUGGAAGCUGUGCAUCUUCUCUGUGGUUGUCGUGUUGGGUCUGAAUGUGGCCCUCCAUCGACGGUUUGUGAGACUGGAGGGGGAUUCUUUAUGGAACGGCAAAGACCCAAGAGGUUUAAAAUUUAGUCCCUUAAGUCUCCAUGGAACAUUCGAAAACCGUCUUCGGAGGCUAAUGGAGAAGUCUACAGAAAAUGGACUAGAUGUGGUAAAAAUUCAAAACGAGGCACCAAUGCCUGUGUCUUACUCGGAAAAUCUCAUCAAGUGCGAAGAUUUUGUGGACAUAUUGAACAAGACUUACCUGGAAUCUGGCUGGACAAAGGCUGUUUAUAGAGGAAAUUACAGAGGGCUACCAGUUGCUAUCAAAACUGUGGAUGUAAAAGGUCAGCAUCUUAGGUCAUGUGUGGCUAAAGGUCAUCGUCAUGGAGAAUGUUACCAUCGAGCUGCUCAGAAAAUUGUCAAAGAGAUUGUUGUAUUGCAAGCUAUUGCUCAUGAAAACGUUAUUAAGGUGUUAGGAUUCUGUGUACCAGGCACCAGUAGCAACAUUCAGGGAGUUGCCAUGGUAACAGAGCUUGGUGACAGUGUGGACUUGAUCAAACUCCUACAGAUGUCGUGGGAGGACCGCUUCAGAAUUUCCUUUGAUGUUUCUUCCAUCAUUGAAUGGAUGGCCUCCAGUAAUUACGGCAGCCUCGCUAUGAAUGACUUCCGGCGACAGCAGUUUGUUCUUGUGGAUGGUUCUCUUAAGCUAUCCGACGUUGAUGACGUAGGGUUUGGAGAUCCCGGCUGUGUCAAGGAUGAUAACUGUACAAUACACUUUUCUAGCUCUAACUUCACACAAAAAAUUCCAUGUAAAGAAGGCACUUGUUUAAAUUACAAUGAGAAGAAAAAUCUAUACAAUGGAGGCCGCCAUUUUACGACGUUUCUAUUACCACAUGGUGCUCCAGAAUCCCUGCGCCCUCUGGUGGACAAAGUCGUGGAGGGUUACAACAAUCUUACAUUGAAUUCUCAUCAAAUAGUUCAACUGAUGAAAAAAAUUAAAAGUCUCUACGUAUCUGGAAAAUAUUUAAAGAGACAUAAACAACAAUUUUCCAAAGACUAUCAGUUUUAUCCUGCAAGUGAUCUCCCUGGAAAGUUUGACUACAGGUGUCGCCUCUCGCUGUCAGGAACAGGAUGCACACAUUCAGCUUAUGAUGUCUUGGAAGCGGCAACUCUCUGUGAUGCGGACUCGGACUGUCGUGGAUUCGUCGUUUCCAAGCAGACGACUUGGACAGGUCGUAUGUUGGUACAUUUUAAGUAUGGUUUUGAUUAUCCAUCAAGGAACUCUAAUACGUCACUGUAUGUAAGAAUCACGUGACAAUCACAGCUGUCUGCAAUGUUCCUGCAUGGAGGAGGAUUGCUCGUCAGUAAAGCAUGAUUAGCUGGGCGACGUGAUGGGACUGACUAGUUCAUCUUUAUGAUGUUGUACAUGCACGAAGAAUAUUUGUGCAUAUCUUUACGAUAUCAGAAGUUUUGAAAAUGAAUUGUGUACAAGGAACUAGGAUACUGGGACACCUGACUACAAUGAUUUUAUUCCUUUGAAUUAUUGUUCACAAAGGGUAUCUUCCUCUAGCUACGUCAACCAACAUUAUACCCAACAUUGUUUGACUUGUAAUCUGAAAGCAGUUCCAUUUUUAUCGUUGAUUCGUUGUCUUUGUUAAUUUGAUACGAAAGGGAAAUACAUGUAUACCACUUUACAUGCUUGAAGUUCAUUUUUUUUUUUUACUUGAAUUUGAAUUUCAUUAAUUUUAAGCCGUAGAUUAGUUCUUGGGACUAGUCAGUCAUGCAAUACACUGUAUUUAAUGAAUUAUACAGUUUUUUUAACAGAUGUACAUUUAUUUUAUAAUGACUCCCCCCCCCCCCCCAAAAAAAAAGUGUCAAGAAGGUUCCUGUGGUAUAUAACGUUAUUUGUUUGCAAUGUUGGAGGUUCUUAACGUGUUUCCGUGCAAUAAUAUUGAUUUCAAAAGGUGCUUUAUUAUGUAUACAGGGUAAUAUUUGUUGAGAGGUCUGGACAGAAGUUACACAAAUCCUCAGCAUUCCAUGUUACAAUUCACAUUUGUUGUUAUAACUUUUUUUUUAAUUUUAUUAUCGUUAAACUUUGUAAUUCACACAGAACUGAGUUCCGUAAUAUUUCCAUUUGCACAUUUGUAUUUUUGAUGUGAUGAAACUGUGUGUUUAUUAAUUGGCGUGCAUCUGAUGCCCCUUCAAACCACGGUUUAACCAUAGAUGAUAUUUAUGUAGUCUUCAGUAUAGAACUUUGAUUUCUGUUUGUCGAUGUAAUAUUGCUUUGUUAAACUGUUGCUGGUAUAUGCUUAUCAAAUGAACAUUAUACCGCAAUGUUGUUGUAUAUCAAUAAAGACAAUCCAAUCUUGUAA